UUGUUUAAUUAUUUCUAUUUUCUCAGUCACUUGAGGGGGACGAAGAGACAGACUUACCGGGAAACGAUUCAAAGACGGAGAAAGUUUCUGACGAAGAAAUGAAAGAAGAAAGAGAAUUUCCACAAUCUUCUAUUCACACUAACGAAUAUGAUUGGUCGCCCACUGGUCAGUUUCAAAUGAUGAGUCAUGACGACUUAGCAAAAUUACGUCAACUAAUGGAACAGAAUUUGACAGAUGUCAAUCAAAGUGAUAUAAAUUCUGCUGAGUCGAUGUGGCAGCAAUACCAGAGCCUGACUCAGCAUCUUUCGCAACAACUCAGUGAACAGCUCCGUCUAGUGUUGGAACCAACGAAAGCGGCAAAACUGAAAGGAGAUUAUAGGACUGGGAAACGACUUAAUAUGAGAAAAGUUAUUCCAUAUAUUGCGAGUGGAUUCAGAAAAGACAAGAUUUGGUUGCGACGUUCGAAGCCAAGUAAACGUGAAUAUCAGAUCAUGGUUGCUAUUGACGACUCAUCGAGUAUGGCGGAUAACCAUACUAAACAGUUGGCGUUUGAAUCACUUGCGGUCGUCUCUUCUGCGCUGACGACACUCGAAGCCGGUCAACUUGGUGUUUGCAGUUUCGGCGACGACACAAAACUUUUGCAUAACUUUGAUAGGCCGUUUACUGACCAAUCAGGAGCCUCCAUUAUACACGAGUGUACGUUUGAACAAAAACAAACGAAAAUUGCAAGACUUUUAAACACAAGUGUGGAUUACAUGAAAAAAGCAAGAGCAAGUUUUGGUUCUUCUGCCGAUCCAAGAUUGUCCCAACUUUUACUCAUUAUAUCAGAUGGAAGAGGUCUUUACAUUGAAGGUCGAGAAAAAGUGACAAAUGCAAUUCGUACCGCUGUCGAUUCAAAAAUAUUUAUUGCUUUUAUUAUAUUGGACAACCCAAAGAUGAAAGACUCGAUUCUCGAUAUUAAAGUCCCUGUUUUUAACGAAGCAGGAAAAUUACCCGAGAUCCGAUCGUACAUGAACGACUUUCCAUUUCCGUUCUACGUGAUCAUACGAGAUGUAAAUGUGUUGCCAGAAACGCUGAGUGAUGCGCUUCGCCAGUGGUUUGAAGUGGUGACCAAUGAAUGAGAAUUCUGGGUGAAAAUCGUGGGUAACUAUUCUUAGGGGUAGGGGCCCGAUCCUGGCCUAAAUCCUAGGACCCAUAACGUGCUACGCUGCGGGACCUCACCCACAUAGAAAAAAACUAUUCCUACAGUCAUGUACUUUAGAGACGAUGGUAUCAUAGUGGUCACCAGGCCAUGAAAUAAAGGAGAACUGAGGUCUUUUCA
Molecule: messenger RNA, 1321 nt
Organism: Ciona intestinalis (vase tunicate)
Lineage: Eukaryota; Metazoa; Chordata; Ascidiacea; Phlebobranchia; Cionidae
Source: RefSeq, a predicted model, not a curated record